AUGAGUUGUCACUGGGCAAGAGACACUUUGGCUUGUUCAUGGUUGAGAACCGCAGACCAGAUUCUUGCUGCCACGGAACUUAAGAUAGUUGGUUUAAAGAUAACGAGUACGAACAUCAAGACUGACAUUGGGAUGUACGUCAUCAGGGUAUCUUUCAGAGGUAGGAUUGAAGAGAUACCUUACAUUAUGAUGGAGUCUAAGGUCAAACUACAAAACCUGAUCAUCCUUGAACAGACGACACCAGAUGUUGGGGACUACUUCAGCAACUAUGCUAUCUUCAUGGAUGAUGUCAUAAAAACGACAGGUGACAUUGAGAUUCUUCGACGGGAUGGUAUCAUAGGGGGCAUGUUGGAAAAUGGUAAGGUGGCUCGCAUCUUUAAGAUUCUUGGUAAUAUGGUUAAACAUUAUUGUGACCUUGUUUAG
Molecule: messenger RNA, 423 nt
Organism: Spirodela intermedia
Lineage: Eukaryota; Viridiplantae; Streptophyta; Magnoliopsida; Alismatales; Araceae
Source: the annotation of a GenBank genome assembly